Molecule: messenger RNA, 2266 nt
Organism: Selaginella moellendorffii
Lineage: Eukaryota; Viridiplantae; Streptophyta; Lycopodiopsida; Selaginellales; Selaginellaceae
Product: pentatricopeptide repeat-containing protein At4g02750-like
Exons: 3
Coding region: 104-2212 (702 amino acids)
Molecular function (GO): protein binding
Source: RefSeq, a predicted model, not a curated record
GCUACGCUUCGCUCCGGCAUUCUCACGAAGAGAUCCUCGGCGUCUUUCAGGAGACGACGUUGCGCUCGAGCAUGGAGUCGAAAAUCCGUCUGGCAUCCGAGAGAUGACCGUGCUGGGCAUGCGCUUGGAGCAUGGCUGUCCAGGACACGACGUUCCACUCGGGCAUUCUCUCAAACGUCGCCUGCGCUCCCUCGAGAUGCCCAUUUACGGCAUAAGCCUGGAGAAGGAUCGUCCACGAGUAGACAUUUGGGCGAGCGAUGGUGCGGAAAUGCGACACUGCUCGCUCCAAGUUGGCGCUCUGGCCAUACGAAUCAAUCCUCAGACCACGAAGAAGAACGCAGCAAUGUUACAAGAACAGCAAUGCAUCGCGCUCAUCAAGUCUUGCACCACUCUAUCCCAGCUCCAAGGCGUUCACAGCUCGUCCAUUCCGGAUCCUUGCUCCACCAUUCUCUCCAACGUUUUGAUCCAAAUCUAUGGCCGCCUCGGCAGCGUGGAGCAAGCCCGGCGUGUCUUUGACACAAUGCACUCCCGCGACAGCUUCUCCUGGAACGUUAUGCUCGUGGCAUAUUCGCGGAACGGGCAUCUCGAAUAUGCCAAGGCCGUGUUUGAUGCCAAUCCACGCCCGGACUUUGUUUCGUGGACCUCGAUAGUUAGCACUUACAGCAGCCGGGGAAUGUUGCAAGAUGCUCGGAAUCUGUUUGACAAGAUGCCCCAGAGGAAUCUCGUCUCGUGGAACGCGAUGCUCGCGGCAUAUGCCAAGGAAGGGCACGUCACGGAGACCAAAAAUCUGUUUCACAACAUGCCUUUGCAAAACUUGAUCUCGUGGACGAUAGUUUUAAGUGUUCUUAGCCAGGCAUUGCUUUUAGAGGAAGCUGAGAAGAUAUACCUCGCGAUGCCUGAGAGAGAUGCGGUAUCGACGACCGUGAUGCUUGAAGCAAAUGCUCAACACGGGCAUUUUGGCAAAGUAAAUACCAUCUUUGACGAUAUGGCGAUUCACGACCUUGUUUCAUGGAACGCGUUGCUCAGUGCUUAUGCCAAGUAUGGCAGCAACCCUUUACAUCAGUGCAAGGAAGUUUUCUACAAAAUGCCCUGUUGGAACCUUGUGUCGUGGAAUGCGAUGCUGCUGGCCUUUGCAGGCACUGAUCUCAAAGCCGCGAAGAACUGGUUUGACAACGAGAUGAGCGAGCCGGGAACGAGAGAUCUCAUCUCCUGGAACAUUCUCAUGUCCGCCUUUGCAAAACACGGCCUCGUCGACGAAGCAAGCGAAGUCUUCUCGCAAAUGCCCGUUUGCGAUCAAGUGUCAUGGAACUCGCUGCUCUCUGCGUUUGCUCAAAACGGGAGGCUGCCAGAGGCCAAGCAAGCGUUUCACGAAAAAAUGCCGGCUUGGGAUUCCAUCUCGUGGACGAUCAUGCUGUACGCCUAUGCUGCAUCAGGCAACGUUGAAGAAGCCAAAGUUUUGUUUGACAAAAUGCCGCUCAAGAGCCUGAUCUCCACAAACCUGCUGCUUUUCGUGUAUGCCCAAGCCCGCUAUGACGAACAAGCUCGAAAGUUCCUCGACGAAAGCGCUGCCGAGCAUAGCUUAGCUUCGUGGACGAUGGUUUUGUCCGCGUACGCGCUGAAUUCCCAGCUCCGGGAUGCCCAAGAUCUGUUCGAAAGAAUGCCAGAGAAAGAUACCGUGGCUUGGACCUCAAUUCUUGCUGCAAAUGCCACUUCCGGGCAAAUGCAUCGAGCAAAGAGACUGUUCGAUGCGAUGCCCGAGCUGGAUCUCGUGGCCUGGACCGUGAUGCUGGAAAUGCACGCCCAAAACAGCGACCCAGAAGGAGUGCUCGAUCUCUCGCGUCAAAUGCUGAUCCAUGGAAUCCUCCCGGAUAACACUGCCUUUACGUGUAUGCUCUUUGGGUGUAGCCAUGGCGGCGACGUCGCCGCCGGGCGUUCGAGCUUCCACUCCAUGGCGAUCGAUUUCCACCUGGAAGGCGGGAGGAGGGAUUACGGAUGUAUGAUCGAUCUGCUGGGCCGCGCCGGACACCUGGAGGAUGCGAUCGAUCUGGUGGAGACGAUGCCCUAUCCCGCGCGCGUCGAUGAUUGGAUCUGCCUGCUGGGUUCUUGUCGAAGGAUUCGCGACGCGCGGCGUGCCACUCGCGCUGCCAGCCGCGCCGUGGAGCUCGAUCGAGCGGCGGCACCCUACAUUCUCCUGGCAAACACAUUCUCUUAAUGCGCGAAUUUGUUUUUAGGGUUCUUGGGAAAUUUACACUGCUCUAGCUCUCAA